AAGAAAAACCCCAAUGGCUUCUUCUGCGACUCUGCCAUCUGAGUUCUAAGUUCUCAGUUCCGCCGCCCACCUACUCCGCUUUACCGUUUGGAACUAAAACCUCCGCCACCGUCGAUCGCCGUGAAGAUUGAGAGAGAGAGAGAAAGAUUGAUUGAUCGCGAUGGCUUUUGCUGCUUUCACUAACUUGUCUUCUUUCUCUCUCUCUAACUUCAAUCAGAAUCGUUCAUUUCAGUCAUCGCCUUCACAUUUGCUUCAAUUGCGAAUCUCCGCUUCUCCAGUUUUCACCUCAUCUUCCACUGGUAUCAAGGCCAAUGGACUUUCUCUCACUUGUCGAAAUGACCGUCGCGAUCUCAGUAACCGUCGACAGCUGUUUUUAGUGUCUUCGUUUGGUGGUGGUGGUGAUGACGGCGGUGACUCUUCUUCGCGUGGUGGAGGAGGUGGCGGCGGUGAUGAUCAUGGUGAUGAAGGGGAUUCUGGUAAUGCUGGUGAUAAGAAUAAGGCGGAGGCGCUUUUGGUGUUGGCUGAGGCUGGUCAGUCACUGGAAAGUCUACCGAAAGAUUUGGCAGUGGCGAUCGAGGCCGGUCGAAUUCCUGGAUCGGUGGUUACGAAGUUUUUGGAGCUUCAGAAAUCUGCUAUUAUGCGAUGGCUGAUGCAGUUUGGUGGAUUCAAGGAGCGUUUGUUGGCGGACGAUUUGUUUCUGGCGAAGGUUGGGAUGGAAUGCGGCGUUGGAGUCUUCACUAAGACUGCUGCAGAGUAUGAACGCCGAAGAGAAAAGUUCUUUGACGAGCUCGAGAUUGUUUUUGCUGAUGUGGUAAUGGCCAUCAUUGCAGAUUUCAUGCUUGUUUAUCUUCCUGCUCCGACUGUUUCUCUCCGACCACCACUUUCAGUGAAUGCUGGAGCAAUUACAAAGUUCUUCCAUGGAUGUCCUGAUAAUGCUUUCCAGAUUGCUCUCUCUGGAACUUCGUACUCAUUAUUACAGAGAUUUGGUGCAAUAGCGCGUAAUGGAGCUAAGCUUUUUGCAGUUGGCACCACUUCAUCACUGGUUGGUACAGCUGCUACAAACGCAUUAAUCAAUGCAAGGAAGGCUAUUGAUAAGAACGGUGGAGCUGAAGUCGAAAAUGUGCCCAUACUUUCCACCAGUGUUGGCUACGGUGUCUACAUGGCUGUCUCCAGCAAUCUCAGGUAUCAAGUUGUGGCUGGUGUGAUUGAACAACGAAUUUUGGAACCCAUGUUACACCAACACAAACUCCUGCUGAGUGCAAUCUGCUUUGCUGUUAGGACAGGCAACACAUUCCUUGGCUCACUCUUGUGGGUGGACUAUGCCCGUUUGAUAGGAGUUCAGUAGUGAAUGCUAAUGUAUUCCGUAGGUUUGGUUUUCAUUAUUAAUGAACGUCAGGAAGGUUCCAUUUUACAAUUUAUGUUCAAUUGUUGUUUCUUUUUUCGUGGCAUUUUCAUUUUUGGUUUUCGUUUCUUCUCUUCCACUAUUGGAUGUGUUGUGUAAUGUAGGGUUAGCCGGACAGAGAUAGGAAUAACAAAGGAAAUGCAGUGAACUUUGUUUGAGUUUUAAAGAUAAUUUUGAUAAAGCUUCCAUGAAUAUAUGGAGCUAUGAAAGUAAAUUAUCAAAUAAAUUUGUAUGUUUUGUCUGCUUUUA
Molecule: messenger RNA, 1651 nt
Organism: Cucumis sativus (cucumber)
Lineage: Eukaryota; Viridiplantae; Streptophyta; Magnoliopsida; Cucurbitales; Cucurbitaceae
Product: protein RETICULATA-RELATED 4, chloroplastic
Exons: 8
Coding region: 161-1345 (394 amino acids)
Source: RefSeq, a predicted model, not a curated record